Messenger RNA from Rotaria socialis, 2217 nucleotides. The record is from the annotation of a GenBank genome assembly. Lineage: Eukaryota; Metazoa; Rotifera; Eurotatoria; Philodinida; Philodinidae.
AUGCCCUAUUUAUCAGAUCGGCAAUAUGGUCUUGUUUCUCAUGGACGUUUAUUAGUAAAAUUAAAAAAUUCUUCUUCAAUCACACGACGACUUAAAUUAGGUCAAACAUUAAACAUUCAUCGAGGUUGUGUAAAUACAAUAUGUUGGAAUGAAAAUGGCUCAACAAUAUUAUCAGGCUCAGAUGAUCAACAUUUAAUUGUAACGGAUCCAUAUACAACAAAUAUUUUAACAAGUGUACAUAGUGGUCAUAGGGAAAAUAUUUUUUCAGCUAAAUUUUUGCCUGAAACAAACGAUCGUCGAGUUGUUUCAUGUUCAGGUGAUGGUAUUAUAUUUCAUACAAAUUUCGAUCGACCUAAUAAUUCACAUAGCAAUGAGGGUUGUUUUACGUGUCAUGGAGCAGCAACUGCCUAUGAAGUACGAGUUAUUCCUCGAACACCAAAUUUAUUUUUUUCAUGUUCUGACGAUUGCACAGUACGAUUGUAUGAUUUGAGAACAAAAAGUAAUUGCUUGAAAGCCCAUUGUAAUGACGAUGUUAUCAUAAGAAGUAAAUGGGGUAUUACAUCAAUUGAUAUUAAUCCAAUGAAUCCAAAUGAAAUUGUUUGUGCUUGUUCGGAUUCAUCGGUUCGUCUGUAUGAUCAUCGAAAACUUUCAACUCAACUAUCGUUGGAUGCAUCAGUAUUUCGUCGAGGUGAAGUAUCCAUCAAUGGUCUUAUAUCUCGUUUCGUAUUAAGGGAUCGUAAAGAAAAACGUCCAUCACGUAUAACAUCUGUUGUAUUUAAUCAACAUGGCACAGAAAUUUUAGCUUCAUAUUCAUCAGAAUCUCUGUAUUUACUUGAUCCAAAACAAACAGCAUCACAGGAACUAAGUCAAGCACGUCUUUCUGAACAUCGAAAUGAAAAACGCGCAAGAGAAAAUACAAAUGAAAGUAAACCAACAGUAAAUGAACCUUCGUCACAAGACGACAAGAAAACAUCACAAUUUAAAAGAUUACGUCUUCGAGGCGAUUGGAGUGAUACAGGUCCUGAUUCUCGUCCGAUGCAUGAACAAGAAUCUCAAACAUCAUCGAAUACUAAUAAUAGUGAACAGCAGCAAGCAGAAAGCGAGCAACAGCAUGAACCACCACCACCACCACCACCACCACAACAACAACAGACACCUCGAAAUCGAAAUAUACAAAAUAUAUUUAUGCAACGUAUGAGUGAUAUUUUAACACAAUUAGUCACGUCUAAUGAAACAGAAAAUGAAGGACAACAGCCAGCAACAACUCCAAAUAACAGCAAUGAUAAUAAUAAUUCAACACCGACUAUCACUGAAGUAAAUACAGAUAAUGAAACUACAUCAACAUCGACAAUACCCAUUGUGCAAUCACCUCCAUCACCUACAUCUAAUGAGAAUUCUGAAAGUACAACUACAACUACGAACGAACCGAACAGCAGUCGAGAGCGGCUUGGGUUUUUUGAUCUUUUGUUUGGAGGAAAUCGCCGAAAUAAUGAUUUAGAAGAAGAGGACGAGGAAGAUGAUGAUGAUGAUGAUGAUGAUGAUGAUGAUGAUGAUGACAACAAUGAUGAUGACGAAGAACACAGUAUGGACGAUGAGGAUGCUAAUGAAGAUAAUGAAAAUUCUCAAGCAUCCUCAACAGCAACAGAUAAUGUUGCAGCAUCAGGACGCGCUCGGCGACCAUUAAUGACUUCGAAAUGGGAUCGCAUAAUGAAACGUCGUGAAGCUGAACGUCGAAAUGAAGAAAAUCAUUUAAAAAAUGUUCCUAGCUUAGGUUUAAUUAAUUCAUACGAUGGUCAUCGUAAUGCUCGUACAAUGAUUAAAGAAGCAAAUUUUUGGUCCGAUUCUUACGUUAUGUCUGGUUCGGAUUGUGGACAUAUAUUUAUUUGGAAUAAAUUUACCGGUAAAAUUGUACGAAUUAUACAAGCUGAUGAACAUGUUGUUAAUUGUGUACAACCACAUCCACUGGAUUAUCCGAUACUAGCAUCAAGCGGAAUUGAUUAUAAUAUAAAAUUAUUUUCACCUUUGGCUGAAGCGCCAAUCGAUGAUAGUGAACUUAUACAAAGUACAAUAAAACGCAAUCAUGAGAUGAUGAAAGAAACAUCGAGUACAAUAACUGUACCAGCUACUUUUAUGUUUCGCAUGUUAACAUCAUUUUAUCAAUUACGUCGUCCUGAAGGAUUGUUCGGAUUAGACGAUGAAGACGAAUCAACCGAGUGA